This is a messenger RNA of Lynx canadensis (Canada lynx), 3938 nucleotides long. RefSeq names its product chromosome D3 C18orf54 homolog (gene CD3H18orf54). The record is from RefSeq and is a predicted model, not a curated record. NCBI's taxonomy places the organism in Eukaryota, Metazoa, Chordata, Mammalia, Carnivora, Felidae. The transcript has 7 exons. Bases 1506 to 3107 code for a protein of 533 amino acids.
CCUCCCUGCAUCAAACCUGUUUGUUCUCUGUACUUAAGAGUCUCUUAUGGUUUGGUUUCCUCUCUCCUUUUUUGGUCCCUUCUCCUGUGUUCGAGUGUUUUGUUUCUUAAAUUUCACAUAUGAGUGAAAUUGUAUGGGGUUUGUCUUUCUCUGACUUAUUUCGUUGGAAUAAGGGAGAAAAUGUUGGGUCAAGCCAUAUUUACUUGAGAAAAUUUAAACAUCAUUAGUGAAAGCGGUAAAGAAAGAGCACAGCUGACUUAGUCUAGCCAUUCUUUGGAGGCAUACCAACAUCACAGUAUUCAGGGAAAUCAGAGAGGCUAAUUAACCGUUAUCUUCUGUUCUGUGGCUGCAAAGGCAGAUGCAUGCUCUGAAGCUGAGGCAGGAUGCUGUUUUACUCUUCUUUAAAUGGAAAACUUUCAAUAUUUUAAAGUCAAAUUUGAUAGUUAUUAAGAUUACAUUAAAAGUUGUUCUAACUUAAACAUUCCCCAAAUUAUAGCCCAAAGUUGAACAUAUUAACUUUAUAACAUUAUAGCAUGUGUUAAGUCCUAGACAUUAAUCUUUCCUUUUUAGUACAGGAAAAAAUCCAUUUCCACUGAUUUAAUUUUUAAGAGUAUCAUAUCGUACUGAAGUAACACCUGUUUGUUACUUUUUAGUUUUUCAAAUGAUCCUAUUUGAAAUAGAUGCUAUUAUUACUAUUCUAAGAUGAAUAUGUUGUCAAUUUCCAAAUUAUCUAAGUCUCUUUUAAAAGAAAGGUAGGUUGAAUCUGUGUAACAUAAGAAGUGAAAAUGGUAAGUGUAUUGCCAAAAAUGAAGGUGAGAAAAUGAUUAACAAUAACGAUAUUAUCUUAGGAAAAGAGCAUGUUGCUAGCUCAAUAAACUUGUGGUUUAUUUCUUUAUAAUAAAUACUGUUAAUUACUUUGUUCUCAGUUUUUUUUCCGAGGAAAGGGCUGGCUAAAGUUACAUAUUGGCAUUUACAACAUUAAAAGUGGAUAUUCUGUUCUUGCUUCUUGUUUCUAAUACCUCAUUUGAUGCCUUUAAAAAUUUAUUGAGCACCUACUAUCUGCAGUGUAUAAUAGUAGGCUUAUGAAUUGAAAAAUAGUCUGUGUAGGGGAGUGUUAGGUAUUGUGAUGUCAUAGAAUCUAUUCCCAUAAGAAAAGACUGCUCAUCAGUAGUUUUUAGGGCUUUGAAAUAGUGAGUACUCUUCUCUUGGUACUGUUCUCAGAUAAUUAUGUGUACACAAUUCCAGGCACAUAGUAGGUACUCAAUAAAUGUUUUCUAAAUCAAUGAUGAAGGAAUUCACAAUAAUUAUAAUAAUAGAAAAUCAAUGUGUAUUGCCUAAAAAUUAUAGAAAUGGAUUUUAUUCUUUAAAGAAGAUUAUAAAAAGUUUACAAAUUUAGUAAUUUCUCUCUAUAUGGCUAUUAUUCCCUUUAAUGGAACCUUAACCUAUUGUUUUUGUAUUACAGUUUUUAAGAGAAAUGAAUCGAAAUAACCCAUUUUGAGGAAGCCAUGGCAAAAUCAGUUACAAAACACAGAGUUUGUUCUCGGGAAUCUUCAGUAUCUUCUCUGCUAGCAAGCUGCAGCCUGAGUGGUAGCAAUUCCUCUAACUCUGAUGGCUCUUUUCAAUAUAAGGAUAAACUGUAUAGUUCUGCCUCUCAGGCUCUACAGGCCUAUAUUGAUGAUUUUGAUUUAAGCCAGAUGUAUCCUGGUGCAAACGCUGGAAAGAUUAACAACAAUAGGUGUUCUGCUCAUAUGCCAGAAUUCUCCAACUAUAUUUGUAAACCAAACAAUGCUUUUGAAAAUGUUGAUCACAAAAAAAGCUCCUUGUCCUUAUCCUGUAGAAGAGAGACUGUUAAUGACAUAGACUCCAUUAGCCUAACAACUGAUGAUCUAUUAAAACUUCCAGCAGAUGGAUCAUUUUCUUUUGCUUAUGUUGGAUCAAAUCAUCGAAUUAGCAAGAAAAAGAAGAAAUGCAUUGGAAGACUGAGUUCAUCAGAUACUGAGAAGAAUAAAAAUUUUCAAGAACCCUCCACUCCCAUGUGCAAGGAUAACUUAGUUACUCCCGUUGUAUACACAAAUAUAAAUGGAAAGCAAUGUGGUAGGCUGAAAAACCCAAAACUUGUGAGUAAGACUAAUAAAUGCGUUUCUGAACCAUCUUUACCUUUUUCCAAGAAAUUGUCUUUCAAGGACAGUUCAGAACACAAUCUUGAAAAGAAUUACCCAAGAUGGCUCACUAGCCAGAAAUCGGACCUUAAUGUUUCAGGGAUAACUAGUAUACCUGAUUUCACCUACCCAGUGUGGCUCCACCAUCAAGACUUGCUACCUGAUACAAAUAGUCAAAGGAUAUAUAAAAUAUUUAAAGAAGAUCGGUGUUCCCCUAGACAUAGUUACCAGGCACAAAGAACUUCUCGACUUAUGAAUAAAUUAGAUUGUUUUGAAUAUUCUUUUGAACCCUCAAACAUUUCAGAUUCCUUGAAUGAUGAUAAAGGAUUGAUUAAUGAAUGUAAAUGUGAUUCUCAACAUAGCCAGUGUCAAUGUGAGAAUCCAGUUCUCCCAGGACAAACCAAAAAGCCAUUCAGUGGUGACAAAAUUGAAUUGCUUAUCCUGAAGGCCAAGAGAAAUCUAGAGCAUUGUGCUGAAGAGUUACCGAAGUCUAAGAAAAAGGAUGAUAGUCCUUGUUCAUUAGAUAAACUUGAAGCAGAAAGAUCAUGGGAAAAUAUCCCUGUUACUUUCAAAUCUCCUGUUCCUGUUAACUCUGAUGAUAAUCCUCAACAAACUUCAAGGGCAAAGUGUACUAAAGGGUUCCUCGAAGAUUUUUUAAAUAAUGAUAAUCAGAGCUGUACCCUUUCUGGAGGGAAACAUCAUGGACCUGUUGAAGCCCUGAAACAAAUGUUAUUUAAUCUUCAAGCAGUACAAGAAAGUUUUAAUCAGAAUAAAACUGUAGAUCUGAAAGAAGAAAUUAAGCAAGUUUCAGAAGACAAUUUCUCUCAAUUACAGUUGAAGGAAAGUAUGGUUCCUAUUACUAGAUCACUUCAAAAGGCUUUGCACCAUUUAUCUCGCCUGAGAGACCUGGUUGAUGAUACCAGUGGGAAACAGUCACCGAAAACAUGAAGAGGAAAAUAAAACAUUCCAACCAAUAAAUAGUCACCACAGAACAAAAAUGUAUAUUUUUCCUAUUCCUUAAACUGACAAAGAAAUUAUAACUCAUACAUUAUUCUGUGAUUGGUUCAAAUAUUAUAUGUUUUUUUUAAAAACCAAACUUGAAAAUGUGCAUAGAUUUUGUGACCUAUUCUCAUUUUAUGCCAAAAUGCUAGAAUGUGAACUUGAAGGACCCACACUGUGUCCUACAGUCUGAUUUUGGUUUUCAGGCCAGCAUAUGUCCUAUAUUCAAAGGUGGAUGAUUUCCGUUCUUGAAGCUUACAUGGAUUUAAUCUUCUUGAACAUCCUCAUCAUUUUAUCAUCUGUUUCUGGAUUAUUAACAAACUCUUCUUGGUUUCUAUCCAAAAUCUCUUAAGUAGACUUUUUGAUACAAUUAACAUCUACUUUUAAGUAGCUUAAAGGAAUAUCAAAGUUGUUAUGGUGUAUCUUAUCCAUAUAGAGUAUGUUACUUUUAAUUUUCCUAAGUAUUUAAGAUAUGUUGUAUUUGCAAAUAACAUUAAUGACGGGGUGACGCACUGCUAAAGGAACGUUGUUUUAUGUUGUGAAAUCCAAGAGAAAACCUCAUUUAAUUGAUAUUUUGAUUUUGAUUCUGUGUAAGAUAAUCUUGGUCUUGAUAGCUUACAAAGCAUUUCAGGGGUGUAUAUUUGAGAAUUUAAUAUUUUGGUACUGACUAUUUCCCAGACUUUAGUUUUGGGGUUAGCUCAAACUAAUAAAAGCUAUGAGAUCAGUGACCAAUUACUUCAUGCAAUUUGACAAAUAAAAUGAAUAUGGAAAAUCCAAAAA